UCAGAGGCCACCUUAAAAUUCUGCCUGUUACCUUCUUGCCCUGAGGGCCCAGUGACCUUGUACAGGUGACACAAGCCCCCUUGUGUCUGCACCUCUUCCUUCAGCUGUCAAGUGGGCCGGGCGAGAGGCUUCGACAGUUAAAUAAUGCGGCAUAGUAAGUGUCUCUGCAGUGCUUGGCAAGGGUUUUUUAGUCCUUCCCUUGUUUGAGCCAGUUUUAUUUGAAAUCUCUCUUGUCUGAUUCUCAUACAACAAAAUUGUUAAGGGCCAUCUUUGUCCGGAGUACCUGUCACUCUGAAAAAUUGUCAUGGUUCACAAUUUUCCUUUGCAGAAGAAUAUGAAGAAGCGAGGGGGGACAGCAUGCUGUCGUCAAAACCUUUCAGGCUUUUUCUUCUUCCCCACCCCGAGUCCCUUCAGCUGCCGUCUCUGGGAGCACCAAGGGUGGGGGGAGGGCUCUCCGCCUGUGUCCUCAAGCACGUGGUGGCUCUGGUGGCAGCAGCUGGCCCCUGCCACUCAGCGGGAGGCCAGCCUUCAGGGGAAGGGGCCUCCUGGUCUGCCGACUGCUCACCGCCUCUCCCCUGUCCCUCCGUCCCUCCGUGCCCCUCAGGAGAUCCCCUGCGAGCUCACGCUGGAUGCCCUGCUGGAGAUGAACGAGGCCAAGGUCAAGGACACGCUGCGGCGCUGCGGGGCCAGCGCCGAGGAGUGCGGCCGCCUGCAGUACGCCCUCACCUGCCUGCGGAAGGUGCCGGGCCUGGGAGGGGAGCACAAAGAGGACUCGGGCUGGAGCAUGUCCGACGCUCGGCGGGAAAGCGGCUCGGGGCCCCCCACGGACACCCUCCCUCCGGCCGGCCUGGCCUGGCCCCCGGGCAGCGCCGCGCUGGGCAGAGUGGGCAACGGCGCCCAGGGCCCGCGCUCCGUCUCCGUGUCGGCUCUGCCCGCCUCGGACUUGCCGGCCCCUGGCCUCAGCGAGGGCCUCUCGGACACCUGUGUCCCCCUGCACGCCAGCGGCCGGCUCACGCCCCGCGCCCUGCACAGCUUCCUCACCCCGCCCACCACGCCGCAGCUGCGCCGGCACGCCAAGCUGAGGCCGCCGCGGACGCCCCCGCCGCCCAGCCGCAAGGUCUUCCAGCUGCUGCCCAGCUUCCCCACGCUCACCAGGAGCAAGUCCCACGAGUCCCAGCUGGGGAACCGCAUCGACGACGUCGCCCCGGGGAGGUUUGAUCUCCUGCACGGAUCCCCACAGAUGGUACGAAGGGACAUCGGGCUCUCGGUGACACACAGGUUCUCCACGAAGUCCUGGCUGUCGCAAGUCUGCCACGUGUGCCAGAAAAGCAUGAUGUUUGGAGUGAAGUGCAAGCAUUGCAGGUUGAAGUGUCACAACAAGUGUACAAAAGAAGCCCCCGCCUGCAGAAUAUCCUUCCUUCCACUAACAAGGCUUCGGAGGACGGAGUCAGUCCCGUCGGACAUCAACAACCCGGUGGACAGAGCGGCAGAGCCCCAUUUCGGAACCCUCCCCAAAGCGCUGACAAAGAAGGAGCACCCUCCGGCCAUGAACCACCUGGACUCCAGCAGCAACCCAUCCUCCACCACCUCCUCCACGCCUUCCUCGCCAGCGCCCUUCCCGACGUCGUCCAACCCCUCCAGUGCUACCACGCCGCCCAACCCCUCGCCUGGCCAGCGGGACAGCAGGUUCAACUUCCCAGGUACCACAUCUCGGCUUUUCUGGGUUCUCAGGGGAGCCACCAGAUCCCCCUUCUCAGCAGACCCUGGCAGGUUCAAGGUCAAACACCACUACCACAAAGAGCUGAUGCUUAUGGAGCACUUGCCAAGCACCUCGAGCACGGUAGCACUGAGGGUGAUGCUGUCAUUGUACCCAUUUUGCAGACAGGAACACUGAGGUUCAGAGAGCAGGAGUGGCUUGCCCUGCGUUGUAUUGCUCAGAAGUAGCACAGCAAGGACCAAACCUGAGACCAUAUGAUGUAACAUAACCCCCACGCUGCCCUCCCGUGCACAGGUGGCUCCUCUGGAGCAUGGCUCACUCACUCAGGGCGGGCAUCUGAGCUCCCAGGAGGUGUGGCAGGCAGCACAGUGAGCCAGGAGGCCUAGCAGAGGGGCCCUGCUGCCUACCUGCUCUGUGAUCUGGGUAAGCCACUUCAAGGAGACCCUUGGUUCAUUUUCCAUAAAAUAAGGAGCCCAUGCGAAGCUGGGCUUAGGUCGUCCCCGUGGUGUGGCUGAGGACACUGCGUCCCACGGAAGAGCAGAGCAAGAGGCCCAAGCCGGAGCUGACUCCAGCUCCCCCCCGCAGCCCCGCUGCCCAGGGCUCCGUGGGGAGAGGUCAGGACCUCAGCCCCUCCUGGCCAGGCCCGGCGGGGCCGCCUCUCCCAGGAGCAGAGCCAAGCCCACUUGCCCCUUUUGGGGCUCAGCUGCCACCGUGGCCUCCCCAGCAGCUCCUCGAGGCUGGACUCAGCCUUCAGCUUCUGCAGUUUGCAGGCCUGGAGGAAGGAGGACGGCAGUGACGCUCAGCUCCGGGCCGCCACAGGCUGUCCCCGGCCCGUGGAGUCCAGGUCAGGCCCCUGCCACUGGCCCCUGGGGCUCCAGGCCCUGGAGGACAGAGGUGCGGCUCUAACCAUGCCAGGGGAGCACAGCUGGGGCCACGCAGAGCCAGCAGGAGGCCGGGCCUUGGGCCGCCUCACCAGGGUUCUGGGGGGACUGCUCUUAGGGGUGGCGGGACACCAGGUUUUGUAGGAAUCUUUUCUUCUCUUGUGCCUGUCCCUUCACCUCCAUAUGCACGUGGCUGGGAAUCCUGUGACAUUAACACCUGUCCUGAGCACGCCCUCCCCUCCCGCAGGUGAGCGAUGGCCCAUUUGAUUAACCUGCCCUCCCAUUCUGCUCCGUCCUUAUUACGCUCCGAAACUGCCUUUGCUAACCUCCUACUUUGGGUUUUUCUAAAAGGAAGGGCCUGUUUGAAAAACAACAGCCACAGAAAAGGGCCUUUUUGUGAUGUCAGCCAGACCUUCUCCGCUUUCCCCGAUGUCUCUGGACUGGGCCCUCAUUGUCCCUAUACAGAGGCCUCCCCCUCUCCAAGAUCUUAUCUCUCUGGCCCUGGCAGCACUAAUUGGGCCAAGCCCUCAGGGCUGGGCUGCCCGGUACUCUAUCUGGGAAGGAACUCCUGUCGUCCCCUGCUCUGUGCCGCACGCACGACAGCAUGGCACUUGGUCUUCAGGGUUAAACCUGGGAAAAGGUUAGGGUCACAGCACUUCCUAAGGGGGUUACCUGCUGAGAAAUGCGC
Microcebus murinus (gray mouse lemur) is the source of this 3286-nucleotide messenger RNA. The record is from RefSeq and is a predicted model, not a curated record. Lineage: Eukaryota; Metazoa; Chordata; Mammalia; Primates; Cheirogaleidae.